GUUGACAGUUUGUGUACACCACCACAACCAAACCUCAAGAAGCUCAGCAGAAAUAUACUACACAUAAUAUAAUUGUUUAUGUGUAGCAUUAAUUUAUUAGCGAUAAACAUUAACAUGGCUCAACAAAAUACUAUGAAGACAAGGGCCCUUGGUAAGAACGAAAUACUCUUUCUGCUUGACUUGAUUUCCAAGCAAAAAGUAAUUACUACUAAAGCUACGAAUGCCACAAAUAAUAAAUUAAAGGAAGAGGCUUGGAAAUCUAUAGCGCAGGAGUUUAGUGCGAUGGCGGGAGAAUUGCGGCGUCCUGAGCAACUACGCUUAAAGUGGGAAAACUUAAAGAAGUCGUCAAGAAAACGCAAUGCAUUGAUAAGACAAAAUAAUUUAAAGACUGGAGGUGGAAAGAUGUACAUCCCUCCCGAUGAAGCACUAGAUCGUGUAACAUCUAUGUUAGGUGCAACAUGCACGGGGUUCACUGUGGAAUUUGGUGGUGAUGGGGAAAGUGAAAUGAUUCCACCAGAUGCAGUGGUGGAACUCAUGGACUUACAACCUUUACCGGAGCAUUCAGAAGCUGUAACUAGUGAUUUGGUGAUGGGAGAUGGUGGUAGUGCUGAGUGUGGUGGUAAUAGUGAGAAAAUUUUCACACCAAAAAGAUUUACUUUUAAUAAUCCUUACAAACCCUGUAAGUUGUAGCUGUAAUACUUAACCUCAGUUGUUACUAGAUAAUUUAUAAUUUUGUACAACCAACUUCAAUAUAAAUUAUUAAGAAUAACUCAAAAACUAUUGGUCAGACCUUGAUCAAAUUUAUAUGAGACCACAUAUGAAGCACCAGCUUUUAAAUAAAAAAAGAAUCAUAGAAAUCGGUUCACCCAGUAAAAAGUUAUGAAGUAACACACAUAAAAAAAACAUACAGUCGAAUUGAGUACUGGCUCCUUUUUAAAGUCCGUAGACAAAACAGACCGCCUCUCUAUGGUCUAGUAGUGUGAUUGCUUGUUGCAGGUUUUGCUACAACUUUGUGUAUUUUUUUCUGAUUAAUGAGGAAAAUCUAAAGGCUUACCACUCAAUUGUCUGACAAAUAAGAUAAAUUGUGAAAUAGGCUAUAGUAGUUGGUUCUGGGUAAUCUCUAAUGUAGUUUGGAUAGUAGUUGUUACUAAUGUUUUUUUAUGUCAUCUCCUAUGCCCGAUCUCUGUGGUCAUCAGUCAUCAAUUCUAUCAAGCUAGGAGAGUGUAAAAUAUGAGAAUUUAACUAUGUUUUUUAUUUUCACAGUAAAGAAACGCCAAAAACCCUCUGAAGAACUAUUACGGGCUCAGAUAAGCAAGGAAUUAGCCAUGGCUGCUUAUUUUGAAGCCAAAACUGAAGUGGUUAAACUUGAAAAAGUUAAACUGCAGCUAGAAAUAGAAAAAUUAAACAAGUGACUUGUGAUUACUAUAGUACUAAUGUUAAGAUUUUGUAAAUAGUGAUAAUAAGGUGUAUUUUUUAUAAAUUAUGUAAUGUUUUUGUUAAGUUCAUUCUAAAAUAAAAUCUAUUUUAUACAUUGAUUUUUAUUUGACAUUUAUUAAAUAAAAUAUAUAUUGAAAUAAAGCACAUUUAUUCUAGUAUAAUUUAACAUUAUUUACACAUUAAAAUUCUUAUAUAAUUAAACAUAAUUUAAACACUAAAAUAAUUAUUAAUUAGCUGUUGUCUGACACUGUGAUUUUGUUGACCUAUCCCUUCAGCAUAGGUAAUGUCACCUGAUUCUUGCGGCAUUGCAACUUCUGGAUCUACAUCUCUAAUAUUAUUUAAUCUGCAGAUGUUGUGUAAUACAGAAGUGGCAAUAAUAAUGGCCUGUGUUGUCUGCAUAGCUACACGGAUUUUUAAAGAGAGUAUUGGAAAGCGCCUUUUCCACACACCAAAACAUCUGAAAAGUUACAAAGUAUUUUAUAUUAUAUUCAUG
Molecule: messenger RNA, 1930 nt
Organism: Parnassius mnemosyne (clouded apollo)
Lineage: Eukaryota; Metazoa; Arthropoda; Insecta; Lepidoptera; Papilionidae
Source: the annotation of a GenBank genome assembly